GCUUCAUAUGAUAGAGUAGGAAAGAGUUUCGGUGCCGCUUGUAUAUAUUGAAGUUUUCUGCCUGUACUCAGUCUGCAGCUUCCUGUACUGAGGAUUCAUCCGGUCUGCUGUUUCUACAUCACAAACUACAACACGCGUCCAACAUGGGAAACCCUAAAGUGUUUUUUGAUAUCACGAUCGAUGGGAAAAGUGCAGGAAGGAUUGUGAUGGAGCUGAGAGCUGAUGUCGUCCCCAAGACUGCUGAAAACUUCCGAGCCCUGUGCACUUCGGAGAAGGGUUUCGGCUUCAAGGGUUCCAUCUUCCAUCGUAUCAUUCCAGAAUUUAUGUGCCAGGGUGGUGACUUCACAAAACACAAUGGAACUGGAGGGAAGUCCAUUUAUGGCACCAAGUUUGCAGAUGAGAACUUUACUCUGAAGCAUGAGGGGCUGGGAACUCUGUCCAUGGCCAAUGCAGGAACCAAUACCAAUGGCUCACAGUUCUUCAUCUGCACUGCUAAAACCACUUGGCUGGAUGGCAAGCAUGUUGUGUUUGGGAAGGUGGUUGAAGGCGCUGAUGUCGUCAAGGCUAUGGAAAAGAAAGGAAGCGACAGCGGGAAAUGCUCUGCCAAGGUUGCCAUUGCUGACUGUGGCCAACUUUAAACAUCACAUUUAAACAUCUAGUGUCGGUCAUGUGAAUUAUUCACAUUUCAUCAGAUUUGUUAUUUCUAAUUCUUCGCAUUAAUGAAAGUUGUUACAUCAGCCUUGUUUUCUAAGUUGUCUGAACAUCAGCAUUCCAUGAAAAAGGUAUUAUAGAUAAAAGUGUAUUAAUGUGGUUACUUCAUAGAAUUGAAAUCUUUUUGUUCAAGUGUCAACGUCUUUGAAACAUGUAAUUCCUAGACUUGUAGGACCAAAGAGAUUAUUAAAUUCUUUUUGAUUUCA
Messenger RNA from Trichomycterus rosablanca, 917 nucleotides. RefSeq names its product peptidylprolyl isomerase Ab (cyclophilin A) (gene ppiab). Gene Ontology annotation, molecular function: peptidyl-prolyl cis-trans isomerase activity. The transcript has 5 exons. The record is from RefSeq and is a predicted model, not a curated record. Gene Ontology annotation, biological process: protein folding; protein peptidyl-prolyl isomerization; response to hypoxia. The coding region runs from base 144 to 638 and encodes 164 amino acids. Gene Ontology annotation, cellular component: intracellular membrane-bounded organelle. NCBI's taxonomy places the organism in Eukaryota, Metazoa, Chordata, Actinopteri, Siluriformes, Trichomycteridae.